GCAAGCAACAAUAAAGGCUGGGUCGAAGAGGAAGGGGAAGCUUGGACCGAGCGAGCGAGAGAGGAACUGAGGAAGGGCCGGCCGAGCGAGAGGGAGAGAGGAAUUAAUGGGCGAGGAGGCCAGCUGCAACGCCGUCAGCGUGAUGGAGGCCGCCAAGCAGCAGCAGCCGCCGCCCAAGGAGAACGGCCUCGCCGCUGCCGGGGAGGCCGCGGCCGCGGCCGACCCCCGCCUGCAGGGCAUCUCCGACUCCAUCCGCGUCGUCCCCCACUUCCCCAAAGAAGGCAUCAUGUUCAACGACAUCACCACGCUGCUGCUGCGCCCCGGGGUGUUCAAGGACGCCGUCGACCUCUUCGACGAGCGCUACCGCGGCAUGGGCAUCGACGCCGUCGCCGGGAUUGAGGCCAGGGGCUUCAUAUUUGGCCCGGCAAUCGCAUUGGCCAUUGGCGCCAAGUUCAUACCGCUGCGCAAGCCUAGGAAGCUCCCAGGUGAGGUGAUCUCCGAGAAAUAUGUUCUUGAGUACGGGACUGAUUGUUUAGAGAUGCACGUUGGAGCCAUCGUGCCUGCUGAGCGUGUCAUCAUCGUCGAUGACUUGGUUGCGACCGGAGGUACCCUUUGUGCUGCGAUUAGGCUUCUCGAACGUGCUGGAGCUGAUGUGGUCGAGUGUGCAUGUCUCAUUGGGCUCCCAAAAUUUAAGAACUUAUACAAGCUUAAUGGAAAGCCUGUCUACGUACUGGUGGAGUCCCGUGAAUCUGAUAAAUAAGAAGUGCUGGUCAGGUGGUGUCAUGUUAUCGUUUUCAGCUGCGGGUGCGGCACACCAAGUGCUUCCCUUGAUUCGUUUCUGCGUGUUCUUAAGCUUAGCGGCACACUUCUUUUGCUCAUUUCCUAUCCGACACCCGUAUU
Messenger RNA from Panicum virgatum (switchgrass), 900 nucleotides. Its product is annotated as adenine phosphoribosyltransferase 1-like. Gene Ontology annotation, molecular function: adenine phosphoribosyltransferase activity. The coding region runs from base 107 to 760 and encodes 217 amino acids. The record is from RefSeq and is a predicted model, not a curated record. The transcript has 6 exons. Gene Ontology annotation, biological process: adenine salvage. Gene Ontology annotation, cellular component: cytosol; cytoplasm. Lineage: Eukaryota; Viridiplantae; Streptophyta; Magnoliopsida; Poales; Poaceae.